AUGUGGACAAUUUCGAUUAAUUCUGCUAUAAAUAAUGGAGAGAAUGCACAUUAUGAUGAAAGCUGUUCCUCAACCUUAGCUUCAACCUUCUCCAAUGGAGGUAGAAAUCCGGAAAGUGGAGUAGCCACAACAGAUUUAUACGGUCGCUGUACUCGCUCACAUUCUGGCACUUCUGCAGCUGCUCCAGAAGCUGCUGGCGUUUUUGCUUUGGCUUUGGAGGCAAAUCCGAAUUUGAGUUGGAGGGACUUGCAACACUUGACUGUUUUGACUUCUUCACGUAAUUCUUUAUUUGAUGGACGUUGUCGUGAACUUCCACCUCUAAACCUCAAAGGAGUUACUAGACAAUUAUACAAAGGUUUACCAAACUGCUCACAUUUUGAAUGGCAAAUGAAUGGUGUUGGGUUGGAAUAUAACCAUUUAUUUGGUUACGGAGUCCUCGAUGCAGCAGAGAUUGUUUUAAUGGCAAAAGUAUGGAAAACAAUGCCUCCACGUUUCCACUGUGAAGCUGGAACAAUUGAACACCCUACCAGAAUUCCACCAACUGGAGAUUUAGUUUUAGAAUUAAAUACUGAUGCUUGUGUUGGGACUUCUACUGAAGUUAACUUCUUAGAACAUGUCCAGGCAAUCGUCUCAUUAAACACUUCCCGACGUGGAGACACAACUUUAUAUUUAAUUAGUCCAAUGGGAACACCUUCAAUGUUGUUAUCCCGACGCCCAAAAGACGACGAUUCUAAAGAUGGAUUUACGUAA
This is a messenger RNA of Meloidogyne enterolobii, 750 nucleotides long. The record is from the annotation of a GenBank genome assembly. NCBI's taxonomy places the organism in Eukaryota, Metazoa, Nematoda, Chromadorea, Rhabditida, Meloidogynidae.